Messenger RNA from Episyrphus balteatus (marmalade hoverfly), 1209 nucleotides. RefSeq names its product probable serine hydrolase. The record is from RefSeq and is a predicted model, not a curated record. The coding region runs from base 118 to 1113 and encodes 331 amino acids. The transcript has 2 exons. NCBI's taxonomy places the organism in Eukaryota, Metazoa, Arthropoda, Insecta, Diptera, Syrphidae.
GAUGCCGGCCGGUAAUGAAAUGUAUAAACUUAAAAGCUUUUAGUUACGGAGGGUUAGUAUUAAAAAGUUAAUUGCUUCGAGCACAACACAAACUUGGACCUUUCAGUUCAUAAACAAAUGGCAGUUGCUGCAGGAACUUCAGGAAUUCUAAGGAGGUCUUUACACAAAAUAAUGGCGGAAGGCUCAGUUUCCUGUUCAAAAAAUUUCCCUACAAAGGAGUUUGAAGAAAUUAAAUUUAACGUUCCUUGGGGACAUAUAGCUGGCAAGUGGUAUGGCCCGAGAAAUACACGGCCUAUAGUCGGGUUCCAUGGAUGGCAGGAUAACGCCGGAACAUUCGACACAAUCGCUCCUCUUCUACCAUCACAUAUCGGGUUUUUAGCCAUCGACUUACCUGGCCACGGACUAUCUUCCUGGCUUCCAGAAGGCUGCUCCUAUCAUUCCGUAGACUAUGUAACUUUUGUGCUCACCCUAAUGCGCGAAUUCGGUUGGGAUAAAAUUUCAAUGCUUUGUCAUUCGAUGAGUUCCAUAAAUGGAUUCGUAUUCAGUUCCUUAUUUCCUGAGAAAUGUGACUUAUACAUAGCUUUGGAUAUCCUUAAACCAGUUUUGCAACCAAAAGACAUUCUUGUGAAAGGUGUUGCCGAAAAAUUGGAGACAUUGUUGAAAAUUUCCGAGCGAAAACUUAACAAAUCAGAACCACCUAGUUAUGAAUUUGAACAAUUGGUAGAUCGAGUGCAUGAAGGAUCUGGUAAAUCUAUAAACAAAGACUUUUGCCAAUUUAUUUUGAAACGAAACAUUCAACCAUCGGCAAAAGAUCCAACGAAAUUUUGCUUCACUCGAGACGAACGAUUAAAGUCUUUGCUGUUUUAUGCCCUGCCACAAGAUAUUGUUUGUGAUUUGGCAGCAAGGAUCACUUGUCCUCAUUUAUUUAUUAAAGCCCUACAAGGACCUUACUACGAGCCAAAGUCGAAUUACGAUGAAGUGAUAAAUGUAUUAACAAAGAAACCAACAUUUGAGUACCAUCAGAUAGAUGGAACUCAUCAUGUGCACUUGAAUGAACCAAAGAAAGUAGCUGAUAUUAUUAAUCCUUUUAUCAAUAAGUAUAGACCUCAAUAGGAGGAAACUUGUAUUGUUUUUGUAUAGUAUUUUAGAGAAUUAAGAUUUUUUUUAAUAAACUUAACAUCACGAAUGUGAAUUUUGUGAUAACCUAAA